Musa acuminata AAA Group (dessert banana) is the source of this 1274-nucleotide messenger RNA. RefSeq names its product delta(7)-sterol-C5(6)-desaturase-like. Lineage: Eukaryota; Viridiplantae; Streptophyta; Magnoliopsida; Zingiberales; Musaceae. The transcript has 3 exons. The record is from RefSeq and is a predicted model, not a curated record. Gene Ontology annotation, molecular function: C-5 sterol desaturase activity; iron ion binding. The coding region runs from base 582 to 1157 and encodes 191 amino acids. Gene Ontology annotation, biological process: sterol biosynthetic process.
UGUCUCGUAGGUUGGUCGUAGGCUACUCUCAUCUUGAUUGUUGGGCUUUUUAUGGAUGUUUGUCUUGUGACUUGAGUUGUGGGUCUUAUUCUUUCCCCUUUCAUUGCGGGGAUUGCGCUUAUGUACCUUUAUGGUUCUCUUUUUCCAUCUUCGAUGCGAAAUGUAUCUUUCCUAUUUCUUUCCAUCAAUUAAUAAUCUUUGCUUAUUUUCUUCAUUACUAUGACGCUGUACUGUCUUUUCUUCACCGAUUUCUUGAUCGAUCUGUCUUGCACUUGAUCUCUUUUUUUUUUUGGUAAAUGCGUAGUAUAUUAUUCUAUUUUAUUUGGUUUCUUUCGUUUGUAUUGCAGAGGAAAGGAUAAAAAUUGUUUCUUGACUGGGGUUUCUUUAAUUUUAUUUACUGGGACUGGACGUUUUCCCUCUUGGUUAUUGGUAGAUUUCUUGGAUGAGAGUUUGGAUUUUAGUUGAUGUAGCUUUAGUCUCGACGUGCUGCCAUCUGUUUCUACACAGAUUGUCCUUAUUUGGGGAGCACCACUGGUGAUGCUAUUCUUGGACAAACUGAUGCUAUACCUUCAAAUAAAGCCAUGAUUCUACAGAUAAUAGUUGCAAUGAAGGCAAUGCCUUGGUACUGUGUUCUCCCGACACUUUCAGAAUGCAUGGUUGAAAAUGGAUGGACGAGAUGUUUUUCUAGCAUAAGAGAAGUUGGUUGGCCGGCUUACACUGUUUACCUCAUCUCGUAUCUAGUCAUUGUCGAGUUUGGUAUAUACUGGGCUCAUAGAGAGUUGCAUGACAUAAAACCAUUAUACAAGUAUCUUCAUGCAACCCAUCAUGUCUACAAUAAGCAGAACACACUCUCUCCUUUUGCUGGGUUGGCGUUCCAUCCAUUGGACGGAAUACUGCAGGCCGUGCCGCAUGUGAUAGCUUUGUUCCUCAUCCCAACCCAUUUUAUGACUCACAUGCUUCUCCUGUUCUGCGAGGCGGUCUGGACUGCGAACAUCCAUGAUUGCAUUCAUGGCAAGAUCUGGCCGGUUAUGGGUGCAGGCUACCACACAAUCCACCACACUACGUACCGGCACAACUAUGGGCACUACACCGUAUGGAUGGAUUGGAUGUUCGGAACCCUCAGAGAUCCUGAGGAGGAACUCAAGAAAGCAGAAUGAUGCAGGGUUGGUGAUCUUCUAGUGUCCUGCUCUGGCUAUGGAUUGACUUGCCAGGUGAGUGAGCUGCUGAAGUCUUUGAUAUCUGCUGCUAUUGAAUUCCAAUUUGGCGAUGUUAAG